Aspergillus saccharolyticus JOP 1030-1 is the source of this 407-nucleotide messenger RNA. RefSeq lists its product as uncharacterized. The transcript has a single exon. Lineage: Eukaryota; Fungi; Ascomycota; Eurotiomycetes; Eurotiales; Aspergillaceae. The record is from RefSeq and is a predicted model, not a curated record. The coding region runs from base 151 to 360 and encodes 69 amino acids.
GGACCUAUCGCAUUUAUCAUGCAGCUAGUAACUGUGUCUGUAUCGAAUAAACAUCGAGGUUUGCUUUCUGGUCUGCCGUGCGUGCUGUGACUCUGGACUGGUGCUGUCUGGCUGAAAAGCCCGGACUGCGCCUCACUAGUGUAUGAUUGUAUGGAUUGUGAGUCUGAGUCCGAGUUCACCUUGAUGUCUAUGACUCUUUGCUACCUUUGUUUCUUUGUUCACUUGUUGCUGUCGAUGCUGUUCAUCUUGUUGUCGUCAUCGACUCCAGCGGUCCCCCUUUUUAUCCUCGCUUGUUGUGCUCCGUCUGUUCUCCUUUCAGCCUUUCUUCUAUUACUUUUUUCGUUUUGUCAUUCGCCGUAGGCCCAAUUGCGGUGGCGCCAUCACGUAAGCAGACAGUCGAGAGUCUC